This is a messenger RNA of Nilaparvata lugens (brown planthopper), 1235 nucleotides long. RefSeq lists its product as uncharacterized. The transcript has 5 exons. Gene Ontology annotation, biological process: neuron apoptotic process; intrinsic apoptotic signaling pathway in response to oxidative stress. The coding region runs from base 270 to 947 and encodes 225 amino acids. The record is from RefSeq and is a predicted model, not a curated record. Gene Ontology annotation, cellular component: mitochondrion. Lineage: Eukaryota; Metazoa; Arthropoda; Insecta; Hemiptera; Delphacidae.
CAUCUUGUUUCAAUUCAAUCUCAAAAUCAAAACAUAACCAUACUUUACUUUGUGAUUAACAUUUGGAACUUCAAAAAACAAUAAUUUGAUUAUGUUUUUAGCAAAUUGAAAAGUGAAUUAAUAUAGGUAUUUGGCGAGUUAUGUUCCUUGCAAAAUUACGUGUGAUGCAUAGCAUAAAUAAAAGUUGACUACUUAAUCUUGUUUUUAUAAAGCAAAUGUAACUUAUAAACCUCGAAUAGAGACCAAUAUUAAUAAUAUUUCACAAAAGGAUGUUUUUCUCACGAUUAUCAAUUCUUUUAAGGAGUAACAUAACCACCAAUGUGAGAAGAUACUUACCGGCUGGUACAGUGGCACUGAUUUUACCAUUAGCACAUUGUAAACUGCCAAAAGAAUUUGAUGAAGAAGAACGUAAACGGAUCCAGCACUUCGAUCGUCCACAAACACAUGAGUACCUGAUACACCAAGCAUGUCACGCCAGUGUGAACUCAGCCUCGCAACUGUUGCUGCAAACAACAUUCGCCCUCCUGGACGCCGGACUAGAGUACCGCAAGGCUCUAUCACGCAUGCGCACUUUGCUCAACGACAGCCUACAGCGGACAGUCAACGGACUGGUACAGCCCCAUGAUUUGGAUGACAUGAUACUUGAAGCACGGUCCACUACUGAGGAGCUCAAGAAAGUUGUUAUGAACUUGCAAAGUUUGAUGAAGUAUGUUGAGAAUCUAGUAGAAACGACAGCAGAGACAGCCUUUAUUGCUGGCACAGAGUACGGGUGCAAUGCCAUGAGUGAUAGACUACAUUCAGCUCAAAGAGAGAUUUCGGAAGACACCAGCAAAACCACAGACCUUGAAAGAGAAUGUCUAAGAUUACAUGCUGAACUAAUAAGCUAUUCACAUCGACAAACUGAUACAAAAGAAGAGGAAAUAGCAAAAAAUCCUAAAGUUGACUGAAUAAUUAAUAAAUCAAUACACUGUAGGAUUCACGCGAAAUGGCAUUAUGGUAGACUUUCUGUUAUGAUGUUCACUUCAAACUAUCAGAAUUGGAAAAUGAUAAGUGUUUAUGAUAUUCAUAAGGAAUGUUGAAUGUUGAAAUUCACCAUUACUGCUACCAAAUUAUUUCCAUCUUACUUUGAGUUGAUGUAUUACAUUGAAUAUCUUAGUACUGUUUGAAAUUACGAUAUAAAUUUAAUAAUGUAUUUUGAAAAGCUGUUGUUGAUAAAUUAAAUAUAUUGAAUAUGA